Messenger RNA from Annulohypoxylon maeteangense, 416 nucleotides. RefSeq lists its product as uncharacterized. The transcript is spliced from 2 exons. The coding region runs from base 118 to 312 and encodes 64 amino acids. NCBI's taxonomy places the organism in Eukaryota, Fungi, Ascomycota, Sordariomycetes, Xylariales, Hypoxylaceae. The record is from RefSeq and is a predicted model, not a curated record.
AUAAGCAUCAAUCAUCAGACCGUUCAUCAUAUAUAAACCAUCAUCGCCCCCUUCAUCAAUCUUAUCAACUCUCUACAAGAUAUUCACCUUUAACGCUAUUUCAAAUCCUCAUCCAAGAUGCGUGUAUCAGCAAUCUUCUUCGCCGGCCUCGCCACCGUGGCAUUGGCAGUCCCCGUUGAGGUUGGGUCCGGUUUAGUUGAGCGGUAUAGACCUAUCAAGUUGACCGACUCGGCCCUUGAAGGAAAGGAAAGCCAGACGGAGAAGCGUCAAUAUGAACCUAUCGAGAAGCAGAUCAAGGAGGUUGCGGCGUAGAAACGCAAAUGUUGACCUUCCUGAAAAGAUGUGCGGACCAUGAGAGGGACGGUAGAUUGACAAAAUGAAAGCAGCGAUGGGGUUGGAAGAGACUUAUGAUAGCA